This is a messenger RNA of Chaetomium strumarium, 1372 nucleotides long. Its product is annotated as ribonuclease H-like domain-containing protein. Bases 103 to 1005 code for a protein of 300 amino acids. Lineage: Eukaryota; Fungi; Ascomycota; Sordariomycetes; Sordariales; Chaetomiaceae. Gene Ontology annotation, molecular function: RNA-DNA hybrid ribonuclease activity; nucleic acid binding. The transcript has 2 exons. The record is from RefSeq and is a predicted model, not a curated record.
AUCAGACUCCCAACGACACACUCACAAAUCCAUCCGCAAUUGAAGGGAUUCACACUGUCAAACAAAAUCAAGGAUCAAAAAGACCCAGGGAAAGACUUCACAAUGGAUUACGACUCAGACAGGGAGGAUCUGCCCUGCCGCAUGGUCCUCAAAACACAAGGCAACUUCAGAUUACUCAACCCUCAGCCUCCCUUGACCGCGAAACUCGACAAAAUGAAGGCUAUUGCAUCACGAUAUUUUAACAAAGGAUGGGUGCCCGUAAUACGCCCGGUUCCAUCCCCCUCCGACGUCCGGCAUGCCUGCCGCGCCAUGGACAAGGGGCACAAUGGCAUAUGGACAGGCAGUGUGUUCCACCCACCAUCCGCAAACUCGGACCCGUACGACGUCUUUCCGCUCAGGCGUGUCAACGGCGUAUCGUCCAGCCGGUUCAUUGAUCGCUUCUGCAUCCGCCGCCGCCACGUGCCCCAUGUGUCCCCCCUGAAGACCAUGGCUGUCUUCACCGAUGGCUCCUGUUACCACCAAUGGAAGCCGCGCGCAAUGGGCGGUUGCGCCUUCGUCAUCAACCGCAACGGCUCGCUGGCGCCUUGCUCCACGCCGGGCACCUUCCGCUUCCCCUUGGAAAGUGUCGGCCCGGACGGCUGGGAAAUCCCCGCGACGGCGAACCGCGCCGAGAUCCGUGCCGUGGUUGGCUUCCUGGAGUUUCGCCCAUGGAUGGGCGAAGGUUGGGAGCGGAUCGUGGUUGUCACGGAUUCGACCUACGUGGCGAACUGUGCGACGCGGUUGAUGCCGCUGUGGGCCGGGCGAGCAUGGCUGAUGGCGGCAGGGAAGCCCGUGGCGAACAGGGACCUGUUGGAGAGGUUGAGCACUGCGCUCGGAGAGUAUGCGAGGGCAGGCUGUGAGGUCUCGUUCUGGGUGGUGCCGCGACGGUUUAAUGGGUUAGCGGACGCGGCGGCGAAGGCGGCGGCACAGGAGGAGAUGGCUCGACGUCCCGGCGUUCUUAUUUGAUCUACCGGUCGUAUACAUCCAAUUUUUCGACCUUCUACUAUCACAGCAUCUGCGUUUAGGACUCAUCCUUCCUGUUCUGUUUCAGUUGUUCUUUCGAUUGAAUUGCAAGGUCCUUUGGCCUGUGUUCUGGCACCGGUUGUUCGCAGGCUUCAAGUCGUACCGAGGAUUUAUCACCUAAAGAAGGGAAAAUUGAAGAAUUUGAGGAUGAGGUUCUGCGUACGACGUUUGGCCGGACUGACCUGAAGGUGACAGGACUCGGGAGCAAGAGGACUCGGGAGGUUACCGCAAUCGCAGACGUGAGGUGACGUUGGUACCGAGCCCCACGCUAAGCUCCAUUAGGAUAAGUUAGACAGUUUGGGGCCUUCGC